This is a messenger RNA of Trichosurus vulpecula (common brushtail), 5908 nucleotides long. RefSeq names its product BTB domain and CNC homolog 1 (gene BACH1). Gene Ontology annotation, biological process: regulation of transcription by RNA polymerase II. Bases 257 to 2506 code for a protein of 749 amino acids. Lineage: Eukaryota; Metazoa; Chordata; Mammalia; Diprotodontia; Phalangeridae. Gene Ontology annotation, molecular function: protein binding; RNA polymerase II cis-regulatory region sequence-specific DNA binding; DNA-binding transcription factor activity, RNA polymerase II-specific. The record is from RefSeq and is a predicted model, not a curated record. The transcript has 5 exons.
GAAGAGAGAAAGAAGCGAGAGACGAGCAGUCACCUGAUCGCUUUCCUUCUCGGGCUCGGUCACUCGCCUGCGUCCGGCGCUCUAGAGAUUCUGACAUUGUCAGCAACCACCGUCUCCCGAAUACCCGCGUCCCUGUUAGUCUGCGGGAAGUGACGCCCCCGGCCCCUGACCCCGGGCCGUGUAGCAGUCGGGGGUUUGAUGAAGACCAGAGAAGUAUGCUUUCCAUUGAACUUCAAACCAUCAUUUGCCACAGAGAAUGUCCCUAACUGAGAAUAGAAUGUUUUAUGCAUAUGAAUCUUCAGUACACGGCACCAAUAUUCUUUUGAGCCUCAAUGAUCAAAGAAAAAGAGAUCUUCUUUGUGAUGUCACCGUCCUAGUGGAAGAUCAACAAUUUCAUGCUCAUCGUUGUGUGCUUGCAGCAUGCAGCAGUUACUUUUAUUCAAGAAUUGUUGGCCAAUCAGACACGGAUCUUAUCAUUACUCUCCCAGAAGAGGUGACAGUUAAAGGAUUUAGUCCUUUGAUUCAGUUUGCUUAUACAGCUAAGCUUAUUUUAAAUAAAGACAAUAUAGAUGAAGUAUACAAAUGUGUUGAAUUUUUAGGCAUACACAACAUUGAAGAAUCCUGUUUUCAGUUCCUCAGACUUAAGUUUUUGAAUUCCACAGCAGACCAGCAAGAAUACCCAACAAAAAAGUGCUUUACGUCACAUUGUCAGAAAGCCAACAUUAAAAUUGCACCAUUGGAUCAUGGGGAUCUAGAAAUAAAUGAAGUAGAAGAGCUUCUAGAAAAUGAACCAGUUCAGACUCCUAAUUUUAAACUCCAAAAAUGUAAAGAAAAUGUAAAGACACCACCUCCUCUCCAAGAUAGUGCCAAUCAAACAUAUGAAUCGUGCUUAGAAAAGGAAGGUGUUCUUGGUUUGCCAUCUUUAGGCCCAAAGUACAGGAAAUUCCAAAAAGCUUUUGGAACAGAUAGAGUUUGUAUUGUGGAAUCCAGUGUUAAAGAUACUCAGACAUCGCCUUUUGUUUCUGUUCAGCCAAAUGAAUUAUCUGAAAAUGAAGAUGUAGAAACCCAGGAUUGUACAGAUCUACAGAUGAUUUUAAAACAUGAAGACAGUCAAAUAGAAAUGGAUGAUGAGGAAGAAGCAAAGGGAAAAAAAAAUUCAUGUCAGGGUUCUGUGGCAAAAUCAGAGGUGACACAAUUUCCUCCAGAUCCUCCUGUGGCACCCCAUGGAUUUUAUUCUUUUUCUGUUUUACACACAUAUGAACAGUAUGGUGAUUUGAAUCUUACAGGUAUGCAAAAUGUAACCAUGUUAGCUGAAGACCCUUUACCUGGUACAGAUACAAGACCAGAUAAAAUAAUCACUGAAAAUCAAGUUCUGCCUUUGAAAUCUGCUUCAGGACAAAGAGAUGAGAGGCCUGCAUCAACAAGUGAUCGAAGCAGUGUGGAAAGGGAAGUGGCAGAGCACCUAGCAAAAGGUUUCUGGAGUGACCUUUGCAAUACAGACACUAAUUGUCAAAUUCAGCUUUCACCUGCCCUAGCAAAAGAUUGUUCAGAACAUGUAUUUUCACAGAAAAGGUCGGAGUGUCCUUGGUUAGGUAUCAGAAUCAGUGAGAGCCCGGAACAGUGUCAAAGAACUUUUACUACGUUGAAUUCUGUCAGCUGCCCAUUUAUAAAUACUCUAAAUACUGAAGAAUGUGCAAAUAAUUUGGAAAUAGGAAGUGAAGAUUUUGUUCCAGAAUCACAGCAAGAGCCUUGCCCAUAUGCAUGUGUGAUUAGCUUGGGAGAUGAUUCUGAAACAGAUACAGAAGGGGACAGUGAAUCUUACUCAGCCAGAGAACAAGAGUGUGAGGUUAAACUGCCAUUCAAUGCACAAAGAAUCAUUUCACUUUCUCGAAAUGAUUUUCAAUCCAUGCUGAAAAUGCAUAAGCUGACUCCAGAACAGCUGGAUUGUAUACAUGAUAUUCGAAGACGAAGUAAAAAUAGAAUUGCUGCACAGCGUUGUCGAAAAAGAAAACUUGACUGCAUACAGAAUCUUGAGUUAGAAAUUGAGAAGUUGCAAAAAGAGAAGGAAAGUCUACUAAAGGAAAGAGAUCAUAUUUUAUCAACAUUGGGUGAAACAAAGCAGAACCUAACUGGACUUUGCCAGCAGGUAUGCAAAGAAGCAGCUUUAAGUCAUGAACAAAUCCAGAUACUUGCAAAGUAUUCUGCCUCAGAUUGCCCACUUACUUUGUUAAUCUCUGAAAGAGAAAAACUUACUCCUGACUCUGAACUUUUGCCACCAUCAUGUAUGGAUUUACCUCAUGGGCUUCCAAAUGUUCCACUGGCCAGAGAACAAAGUUGCCCUUAUCCAUGUGUAAGAGAAACAAAUGACUCAGUACAGGAACAGCAGCAGCAAGAUUCCUAUCAGAACUCCCCACGAACUUCAUCAUUGCUUGUAGGACAAUGUUGUCAGAGUGGUAGCAUCACAGAUUUCUGUCAGAUGACUGGUAAAAGCUCUGCUGAUGAUUAAAACUAUAUUUUAUUUCCUUCCUACAGUUUACUUUUAUAAUCAAAUAUUUUUGUAUUAACAUGAAACUCUAAUUAAUAGGUUCCAUCCAUUAGUUUCUGCUAAGUUUGCUGUUAAGCAUGUUUCUGUUAAGUUGAUAUUAUCAUCCCUGUGACCUCCAUCAGAAAACCAGAGAUAACUUUUAUUAGAAAGCAUCUCGAAUUGGAUGUAAUAAUUACAUUUGAGAAUAUGGCACAUCUUUUAAAAAUCACAUAAGAAGAUAGUGGUUUUAACUUGUUAACGUUAAUACUGUCCUGUAUUUGAAGUAAAACUUGGAGUGAAUGUCUGGAACAUUUUGAGAAAGUCUGGCACCCUUUCUUUUUUGGCUGCUAGUGAUCCUUAAAGUUUUAAAAACAUAAAAAAAAGUCAGAUUUCAAGUCAUCAGCAAACAUUUAUUAAAUGCCUACUGUGUUCCAGGCACUGUGCUAAGUCCUAGAGAUGCAAGGAAGGGGAAAAGACAGUUUACAGUCUACUGGGAAGACAUCAUGCAAACAACUAUGUACAAAUAAGAUAUGUACAGGAUAAAUUUUGGAUAAUCUUGGAGGGAACACACUAGCGUUGAAGGUUAGUGGGAAAGGCUUCUUGCAGAAAGUAGCAUUUUAGCUGAGACCAAUCUAAGGAAGCCAGGAGGAAGAGAUGAAACAGAAAGUAAUUCCAAGCAUGAGAUAGCCAGUAAAAAUCCAGAGAUCAGAGAUCUCUGGGAGAUCAGAGUAUGAGGAACAAAAGAAAAAGGAGGCCGGUGUCUAAUGUAACAAAAUCAUUAUCCUUCCUAAUAAGGCAAGAUCUUAUUAAAACUAUAAUUCUAUAAUAUUUAAGUCACACCUUUUUUAUCAUGCUAUUUUUUAACCUGAUGUUGGUUAAAAAUAGCCAAACCACAAAGGAGAGUAAGAUGCAACACUUCGAAAUUUGUAAGUCCUACAUAUUUUUUAAUUUAAGAUUUAAAAGAAACUCUCUUUCUGCUAUCAAUAAAUAGACAAAUGCCUAUUUUAGAUAAAACUUGGCAGAUAGGGGUAUAGGCCUCCCAAAUUCAGAAAGUUGGGAAAUAAUUUUCUAUGAAUUAAGUAUGAAAUUCUGUUAAGCAGAUUUCUGCUAAUAUAGAAGAGCUGAAUAAUCAGGUAAAUGUUUAAUUUAUUAAAAACCAACUUAUGCGUCUUUUGGGGCAUAUUACAUGACACCACUACUGAAUUACAUUUUAAAGUUUGAGGUUUAAAGUUUUCUCCUGAAUUAAAUUUUUAAAAUUUUUUCAUUUUCACUGUUAAAGAGAACUAAAAGGGGAAGGGAAUUUGCAAGAAUUAACUAGACUUGGGUUAGUCAACAAGCAUUUAUUAAGCAACAUGCUUUUCUGGCAUGUUGGGACAUACUUGUUGAAAAGCACUAAUUAAUAAAGCACUAAAAAUUUGGGUAGUAUGGAAGCUUAAUUAAAUUUUUGUAGAAUAUUAAAUUUUCUGAAUAGGGUUAUAUCCACUUGUAUAGUACAAAGGCACAAGCAGACACCUUAACCUGGGUGUUUUUGUAAAGUUCUAUAUUUUAAUUUGGUGUGUAAAAUGGUUUUUAAUUCUUUGGUAAAAGCUAAGUUACUAAGGACAUUGCAUUGAAAAGCUACCCAAAAUGAGCUGGGCCUUGGAGUGGCUGGUUCCAUGAUUGGAUUUAUCUUAAGUCCUUAGAAUGACUUAUGAAAAAUAUUUAGUGGUUCUGAGAAAUAAACUCGUAGUGUAUUGAAUGAUCCUAAAAAUACACUUGCUGUAUCUUAUAUUGGGACCAAUAUUUAGAAAUUUUUUAAAUUGUAAUUUUUUCCCCCUUUUUGAUGUGGGAAAAUUCUCUAGUAUUUUAAUUGCUUAUAAAUGAUAGAUGUAACAUGGAAAUGAAUUAGGUUUUGGUUUAUUUUCUAUAGGCUUGAAAAAAUAUUUGAAGUGGUCUGGAAAAAUACCAUUUUUAUUAUUACUGUAAAUUACAUGUAAUUGAUUAAAGCAGAAUUGUAUAUAAAUGAUCUCAUAUAGCCAUUUCUUUUUAUUUCAUUUUUGAUUUGUCAGCUUCACACGGUUGAGUAUAAACUUUUUCUGAUUUGCAAAAUGUCUACUCUUGUAUAAGCCAAUGGCUAGAAUCUUUGAUUCCCUACCUCAUUAUACACAUAAAUGUUUUUCAUAUCAGCAUGUGUAUAUGCAAAAAUAUCAGAUAAUCUGCUCUUAUUACUACUGUAAGUAUUUGCAGGUUUAUUCAGUAUUUUAUGACGAUGCCUCAUUGUCUUCAGAGUUUAAAAAUAAUUUUCACAGCACUGGGUUUUAAAUCUACAUAUUCAAAUAUGUAACUAAACUAGCCUGAGGAAUCCUUUUCUGAGGUUUGGCCAAUAAUUAAAAUGUUUAUUUCUUGAUACUGAAUAUUAUUCCUUAUAACCAGCAUGUAAUACAAAUAACUACACUACCUCAUAUGCAGGUGAUUGUCAAGUUAUAAAACAGAUGUGCAGAGAAUAUUUUAAAGAAUUUUUAAACAUUUUUGCUUUUCCCCUUCAUAAGGUGGGGAAGUUUUAUGCUCCAUAUUGCAUAGAUUAUGCUCGCAACAGAAUGACAGUAUAAUACAAUGGAUACCUUGACCACCAUUUGCAGUCCUUCACAGUUUGCUAAGGAUAUAUUCAUUGUACAUGAUAUGCAAAAUCAUUUGACUCCUGUCCUUUGCUUAGUGUUUCAAUGUCUUAUGUAAUUUUCUGAAAACAAUUACAUUUAACACAGUCUUAAUUAUAUUACAUUAUUUUUCAGACUUUUAAAAAAUAAUUUUAAUACUAAUGGCAAAUUAUAUGCUACUCAGAACUAAUGUGAAUAUAAUUUCCGUGCUGAAUAUUUUUAUUUUUAAAAACAUUUGUUGAAGAUUAAAGUUUAAUCAUCCACAUUUUAGUAAUUAGAAAUAUAUUUAAUGCAGUAAAAAUAAAGAUUGCAUGUAGAUUCUGAGUUAUGUUAUCAAUUUGAAAGAAAACAUGGCAAUAUUAUAAAUUCUCAGGUGAACUUUUUUUAGUCAUGAAACAUGUAUUUUGAACUUGUGUUUUAAGUGUCAAUGCAUGUAAUAAACCAUAUUUUGAAACUUUUUGGGCAAAAUGUAAACUUAGCCAUAAAAAUAAAAAAUGGAAUAUGGAUCGUAAAAUCUGAAAUAAUAACAUCUUUGUAUCUUUCAUCAUCUUUCUAAUGUAACAAAAUCAUUGUCCUUCCUAAUAAGAGAAGAUCUUAUUAAAACUACAAUUCUGUAAUGUUUAAGUCAUGCCUUUUUAUCAUGCAUUUUUUAAUCUGAUGUUGGUUAAAAAUAGCCAAACCACAAAGCAUUAAUUUCUUUGAUCCUUGGUAAUAAAUUUGCUGUUGAAUAAAUACCCUAGAGUUUAUUUAA